This is a messenger RNA of Rubroshorea leprosula, 897 nucleotides long. NCBI's taxonomy places the organism in Eukaryota, Viridiplantae, Streptophyta, Magnoliopsida, Malvales, Dipterocarpaceae. The record is from the annotation of a GenBank genome assembly.
AAAACAUGCAAGCCAAGAUAGCUGACUUUGGAUUAUCUAGAGCUUUUUCAACAGAAUUUGCCUCCCAUGUAUCAACUCGCUUUUGUAGGAACAUCUGGAUACCUAGACCCUGAAUUUCACUCAUCAGGAGUCAUUAACAAGAAAAGUGAUGUCUACAGCUUUGGAAUAGUUCUCUUAGAGCUGGUUUGCGGUCAGCCUGUCAUAACAAGAGGUGAAGAGCGCAUUCACAUAAUUGAGUGGAUUAAUCCUUUGAUUGAAAGAGGGGAUAUUCGGAGGAUCAUUGAUCCAAGGUUACAAGGUGCAUUCAACAUCAAUGUAGCCUGGAAAGCAGUGGAGAUAGCAAUGUCAUGUGUGUUGCCAAUUGGAAUCAAGAGGCCAGACAUGAGUUGUGUACUAUUAGAACUUAAGGAGUGUUUGGAUUUAGAAAUGGGUUCCAGAGAAACUUAGACAACGAAGAGCCAUAUAUUGAGUAAUUCCCUUGAAAUUGCUCAUCCUUUUGCUAGGUAAUUCAAUAGACAAUGUUUCAUGGAUUUCUGGAUAUCAAUCCCUCUUGUUGUUUAGGGCUAUAAACUUCUAUUAGUUUUGAGAUAAAGUCUAUUAAGUUACUUCUUAGCUAUGUCUUCUAUGUAAUUUUGUAAACCAUGUUAGUGGUGUUGUAGUUUGUAUUGUAGUUUCUUAACUUCUUUUUAUUUUAGUGAUUGCCUUGGAAAGGAAGAAAAGGUUGUAGCUUUUGCUUUUUCUUAGAAACUGGAUGGAUGUUCAACGCUGGUUUGCUAAGUAAUAUCAUAACUCAGUUCAUGUACUUCAUUUUUCAAGCUUAACUCUUGAGUUUAUGUUCAUUUUCACUUAAGUUUUCAUCUUUACAUCAUCAACUACAAAUAAAAACCCUUUGCGUAA